Molecule: messenger RNA, 801 nt
Organism: Drosophila mojavensis
Lineage: Eukaryota; Metazoa; Arthropoda; Insecta; Diptera; Drosophilidae
Product: gametocyte-specific factor 1 homolog
Exons: 3
Coding region: 225-662 (145 amino acids)
Source: RefSeq, a predicted model, not a curated record
UCAAUCUUUAGCUGAAGCUCACAUUUCAUGUUGAUUUAGUCGUAUUCGAGCUGUCGAGAGAGAAGGAUAUAUUAAAAUUGAAAAAAAAAAAACAUUGCCAUUUUGUCUAGCUGCAGUUAAUCGGCAUCAACUUACUGGACAUCUGCACUUGAGGUCGUCUUGAUUUUUGUUUAUCUGCAACAGCAUAAUUUUUUCUAUAAACAACAAAAAAAAAGAAAUGAAAAAUGGCAUCCUCGAAUUUCAAUGAUUUUGUCUCAUGUCCAUAUGACAAAACACACAAUGUGUUGCGAGGCCGUUUAUUGCAACACUUGGAUCGGUGCAGUCGCAACUCCAAUAUCGAAUUGAAAGUUUGUCCCUUUAAUGAUGUUCAUCGCUUCCCUGAGGAAAAUAUUGGGGAGCAUAUUAAAGUAUGCCCGGACCGUGCCAGCGUUGAAUUGUUUAAGAACAAGGAAAAGCUGCCAGGAGCAAAGGCAGCCGCAUCCAUAGAUGUGGUUAAAUGUGAUGAAGACUGGGACAAAGAUCCCGAUGUCCCAACCUACAAUCCGAAUGCGUACUGUGAGGAGAAUUUGGUGAUUCGUUCAAAUGUCGUGAAUGGACAGCCAAGAUCAGUUCGUCGUAAUUUCCGCGAGAGUGAACGACGUCGUUUUGCAGAUAAGCAAUAAAAAUAAAAAAUUGCAUUUAUAUACUCAUGCAUAUAUGUAGAUAUACAUACGUACAUUUACAUAAAUAUUUAUAUUGGUUUUAGAUUUUUAUUACACACAUUUUACACAAUAAAACGAGAGCAUGUAUUUUCAAUAGCAA